AUAGAAGGAAUAGAUACAACUAAUGCGUGCUAUGGAGGCACACCUGCUGUCUUCAAUGCUGUUAACUGGAUUGAGUCCAGCUCUUGGGAAGGAAAUGCCAGACAUACAGGUGGAGUUGGAGCUGUGGCUUUGCUGAUUGGGCCAAAUGCUCCUUUAAUUUUUGACCGAGGGCUUCGUGGAACACAUAUGCAACAUGCCUAUGAUUUUUACAAGCCCGAUAUGGUCUCCGAAUAUCCUAUAGUCGAUGGAAAACUCUCCAUACAAUGCUACCUCAGUGCAUUAGACCGCUGUUAUUCUGUCUACCACAAAAAGAUCCAUGCCCAGUGGCAGAAAGAGGGAAAUGAUAAAGAUUUUACCUUAAAUGAUUUUGGCUUCAUGAUCUUUCACUCACCAUAUUGUAAACUGGUUCAGAAAUCUCUAGCUCGGAUGAUGCUGAAUGACUUCCUUAAUGACCAGAACAGAGAUAAAAAUACUAUCUAGAGUGUCCUGGAAGCUUUCGGGGAUGUUAAAUUAGAAGAUACUUACUUUGACAGAGAUGUGGAAAAGGCAUUUAUGAAGGCUAGUUCUGAACUCUUUAAUCAGAAAACAAAGGCAUCUUUGCUGGUAUCAAAUCAAAAUGGAAAUAUAUAUACAUCCUCAGUAUAUGGUUCCCUUGCUUCUGUUCUAACCCAGUACUCUCCUCAGCAAUUGGCAGGGAAGAGGAUAGGAGUGUUCUCUUAUGGUUCUGGUUUGGCUGCCACCUUGUACUCUCUUAAAGUUACACAAGAUGCCACACCAGGGUCUGUUCUUGAUAAAAUAACAGCAAGUUUAUGUGAUCUUAAAUCAAGGCUUGACUCAAGAACUUGUGUAGCACCAGAUGUCUUUGCUGAAAACAUGAAGCUCAGAGAGGACACUCAUCACUUGGCCAACUAUAUACCUCAGUGUUCAAUAGAUUCACUCUUUGAAGGAACAUGGUACCUAGUUAGAGUGGAUGAAAAGCAUAGAAGAACGUACGCUCGUCGCCCCUCUCCAAAUGAUGACACUUUGGGUGAAGGAGUAGGACUUGUGCAUUCAAAUACAGCAACUGAGCAUAUUCCAAGCCCUGCUAAGAAAGUGCCAAGGCUCCCUGCAUCAGCAGCAGAACCCGAAGUAGCUGUCAUUAGUAAUGGGGAACAUUAAGAUACUCCGUGAACUGCGAGACUUCACAGUGUGUUUGGGUUGGGGUGGGGAUAGGGGAAUGGUUGGAGGAAGGGAAUGUCUGGGGACAAUUUUAAAGAAUUACACAUUGCUUAAAUUUUUAUGUGACUGACACAGAGCCUAGCAAACUGUUGUGCUCUUGGACAAGUCUAUCUGCCCAAUUUGCUAACAUGCUUCCUGUUGUGGUCUAGCCAAUGCUAAAUGUACUCGAAUGAUGUUAAGGGCUCUGUAAACUUUAUACCUCUCUGGCCAUUUAUAUGCAUGAAAUUUAGUUUUUAAAUGUAGUAUGAAUCCUGUGCUUCUGUUAGAGGAAAGCAGAGGUACUAGUCUCCAAUUUAAUUUUUUUUUAAUGUGUAAGAAUUUUAUACUUUGAACAACAAGAUUAUUGAAAGUACCUGUGGUUUUUGAAAAUUUUUUCUAGCUUGGGGAAUGUGGUCUUAAAAUGUGAUAUGCACAAAUACUCUUUGAAAAUGGCAAGACAAACAUUCUUUUUCUCAGAUUUAUAAAUCCUAGAGAGGCAGAAAAGAGUUAGGACAGUAACACUGGUUCUGGAAUAUUAUCCAGACCAACAGUGACAUGUUGUCUGGAAUAUUAUCCAGACCAACAGUGACAUUAUUGUGAUGAUCUCUGAACAGAGAGACACUAGCAUUGAGCAGGCUUCUGGCAUAAAAAGCAUGGUCUGUUUGGGAGCUGUCACGAUAGCUGCAGGAGCUGAGUGAUCCUGAUCAGUUCAUGGUGGACUGUGCUCAGCAACAUCGAGAUGUUAUUGGAGGUGUGUAUGAGGAAGCUUUUUGUUGCAAUCCUUCUUUGCACCUUAUUUUAAAGGAUACAUAAAACAUUUCUUUGAUGCCUUUUUAAAAUUUUAAACUGGAAAGGAAGGUUGGAGCAGGGCAUUAUUAGGCUACUUAUGUUUCAGUGUCACAAAUUCAAUUUCUAGACUGACAGAUUUGUGGUAUGAGUUCUUUUUGUUUUGUGUGUGUGUUUGUGUGGGUCUUUGUUUUUGUAUCUGUUCGAUGAAAAUAAGAAGGUACAACCUAAGUUUUUACAUAGUCUGAUUAGCCAAAAAGAGUAUUCCACUUCAAGGUCUGGAAGUAAGGUUUAUAAAGCUUUUUCUUGGACAUUCACCUUUAAAAAACAAAAAACUAUCAC
Messenger RNA from Marmota flaviventris (yellow-bellied marmot), 2325 nucleotides. The record is from RefSeq and is a predicted model, not a curated record. Lineage: Eukaryota; Metazoa; Chordata; Mammalia; Rodentia; Sciuridae.